AUGGCGAAUAGUGGUAGGGACGGCAAGAGUGAUGACGGGAGCUCAAGCCCCGAAUCAAAGAAGAAGUCCUUCGUGAAGAGCAUGGUCAAGGGUGGCAUAUUCGGCGGAUCGAGACGGCCACGGGCUCAAACUACGGAUGCAGAACCUAAGAAUGAUGGGAAAUCGGAGGACGUUGCGCCCCGUGAUACGGUUGCUGCGGACGCUCGAGAUGAGCAGCAGAAGCGUGCGAAGUUUCUGGCUGAGAAGUACGAGAAGAUAUUUGCGGCGCGUAAUUCGGCGGAAUCCAAGGUGGCUCGUGCAACUCAAUCUUCUGUUUCCGCUACAACUACUGGCCCUUCAAGUGCUGCCGCGGCUUCGCGGGCAGCAGCCACAUCGCAGGCGUCCGAGUCUGCCAAAUCAUCUGUAAGUGCCAAGGUGUCUGCAUUCUCCAAGGCAUCCGAGUCGACCAAAUCAUCUGUAAGUGCCAAGGUGUCUGUGACCCCCAAGCCGUCCGAGUCGGCUAAACCAUCUGAAACUGCCAAGGUGUCUCUGACCCCCAAGCCGUCCGAGUCGACCAAAUCAUCUGUAAGUGCCAAGGUGUCUGUGACCCCCAAGCCGUCCGAGUCGGCUAAACCAUCUGAAACUGCCAAGGUGUCUCUGACCCCCAAGCCGUCCGAGUCUGCUAAACCAUCCGAAUCUGCCACGGUGUCUGUGACACCAAAUGAGAGUGCUAUACCUCAGCUGGUGGUGACCUCUGUGGAAACCUCGGCGUCGAAGGCUGAUGCGGAAAAGACGGAAUCUCCUUCCAGUGGAGCACGUAUUCGUACGCUUGCUGACCUCCAGCGGGAGGAGAAUCAGGGAGGGCACAGUAGCGAGCACCGCGCAUCUCGUGCGCGGUAUCAGAGCUCGGCUGGUGAUCAGGGUGUCUCACGUUUCUGGUGUUUCAAUCGGCAAAUAAAUUGCCCUGUGCGGAUUGAAGUUAGGGGGCGUUUGUUUCCCGGCAGGUUAUUUUUGAUGAUCAGCAGCACUAUUCUGAUGACCGUCCUCUUCAUAUACCAAGCUUACUUAAAUAUGGCGACGUUUAACGGGCGUUGCGUCGGUGGCGCGGAUUACAGUCACAAGAUCGAAAACCGUGGGAUUUUCAAUCCGCUUGGUUACACGGCGUGCGAGAAUAACUUGAAGACGAAAGCGUCUGAACGGCACACCAUCGGUCUGUUAACGACUGACUUGGGGUACCCGACCGAUUAUGUAUAUAAAGGCUACGAAGGUGGGAUGGCGGGUACUGCGGAUGGCCCAAACGUCCGUACCCUCUACCUUAUGGGUGCCAUGUCUCCUAACCACGUCCGUCUGUAUAAGGAGUCCUACCGGAUUUGGACGGCUAUCUUUCUACACAGCGGUUAUUUCCACCUUUUGAACAACAUGCUGACGAACAUUGUAUUCCUGUACAUUCUUGAGCCGGAUUGGGGUUUCUGGAGGUGCCUAGUUGCUUAUCUCUUCUGUGGAUAUGCCGCCAACCUGGUCCACGCCAGCAUGUCUCCGUGCCACGCCACUGUGGGUGCGUCGGGCGCCUUGUUCGCUUUGUGCGGCGCGUUGAUUCCGUACGCUGUGGAGCAGUGGGAUAAGCUGCGAUCCCCGGUGUUCAUCAUACUGGUUUCGCUCGUCAUGUUUUUGUUAGAUGGGGGUUACGUGUUUGGACUUUGCUACGGCUUCGUUACUAUGGAAACGGCGACGCUGCUAGACCGGGGAGCGCUUUUCCACCGUUUCGUCUUCAGGUUAUUCUCAAGUCGCAUGUCGGAGGAAACGCAGCAACAGUACCGAGACAAAAUCGCCCAGGGUGCCCGCUCUAGUGAGCUUGCUCGUAUUAGGUACGAGCAGACGGCGAGGGAUCGGGUCGACCGUUACCGAUUUGUGAAGAGGCUCUUUGGCAUAUAUCCUCUGGGCCGCAAUCGCUUGAGGAUCCGCGAUAUCGUACUGAGGGUUGUGUUCUUCGUCAUUAUGAUUUCCAUGUUUGUGUACUUCUAUGUGGCGACUUAUAACGAAAACGUAUACACCAAGUUGAGUCCCCAGACUAACAUUUUUUUCGGUCGCAAUUGUUAUUGCGGUUUCCUCAAAAAGGACCCAGCGGAGGAGCUCCUACGGUACCAGAUUGGCGACCUUGGCGGGCAAUUCAUGUGCUUCCACCGCGUAAAGACCCGCAUGGAAUUCUGCGAUCCUGGUGACGGAUUCGACGAGUGA
Molecule: messenger RNA, 2214 nt
Organism: Babesia bigemina
Lineage: Eukaryota; Apicomplexa; Aconoidasida; Piroplasmida; Babesiidae
Exons: 4
Coding region: 1-2214 (737 amino acids)
Biological process (GO): proteolysis
Cellular component (GO): membrane
Molecular function (GO): serine-type endopeptidase activity
Source: RefSeq, a predicted model, not a curated record